Molecule: messenger RNA, 336 nt
Organism: Ixodes scapularis (black-legged tick)
Lineage: Eukaryota; Metazoa; Arthropoda; Arachnida; Ixodida; Ixodidae
Exons: 5
Coding region: 1-336 (111 amino acids)
Source: RefSeq, a predicted model, not a curated record
AUGUAUAAAAUAUCCCUUAUUAUUUUAUUAACUUCGCCUCUCGUUUUUAAUGUACCAAUUUCAAGAGCACAAAGAUUCAGCCCUCAGGCAAUGCAGGCACUGUUGUCAUUCUGGACUAAUUCACAUUUGCGAAGUUAUUUAGACGAAUUAUGCAAGAGCGGCGGAGCACAAAGUGUGAAAUCUGUUGACUUCAAGAGCUGCACGAUGGAGUGCUGGGCAAAAUUUGGAGACUCGAACGCAUCACAGACACAUAAGCUUCCCGAUGGUACACCGUGUGGGCUUAAUGACAAAAAAUGUCAGUAUGAUGGGUGCUGGGGCCCGAGGGGAACGAGGUAA